AUGAAGUUUGCCUUUGCCCUGCUCCUCGCUGUGGGCCUCGUCGCCGCCGGUCCGCUCAACUCCUCAAAGAAGCACAACAACUUUGGCGUUGACUUUGACGCCCUUUCUGAGGGCCGAAUUGUGGGCGGUGUGGCGGCCACCCCCGGUCAGGCGCCUUACCAGGUUUCACUGUUGUACGGUGGACGUCACUUCUGCGGCGGCACCAUCGUCUCCGCCACCUGGAUCGUCACUGCGGCGCACUGCGUCGACGGCACUAGUGUUAGCCAGAUCUCCAUCCGCUACAACACCCUGACUCAGGGCAGCGGCGGUCAGGUGAUCAAGUCGAAGACCAUCAUCAAGCACGAAAACUACGACAGCAGCACCAUCGACAAUGACAUCGCCGCCAUUGAACUGGAGGCGCCGAUGACCCUCGGUCAAACGAACGCCAACUCGGUACCGGUUGUGGGCCAGGACAGCGACCCCGCCUCAGGCGUUGACGCCGUCAUCUCCGGAUGGGGCGCCCUCAAGGAAGGUGGCUCCUCCCCCUCGGCUCUGCAGAUUGUCACCGUGCCCAUUGUGGGGCGUGACCAGUGCAACGCCAACUACGGCGCCGGAAUGAUUACCGAUACCAUGUUCUGCGCGGGUGUUCCCCAGGGCGGAAAGGACGCUUGCCAAGGUGACAGUGGAGGCCCGGUCAUUGUGGGCGGUAAGCUGGCUGGUGCUGUUUCUUGGGGCUACGGUUGCGCUCGACCCAACUACCCGGGCGUGUACGCCCGCGUCGGCAAGUUUGUCAACUGGCUCAAACAGCACAAUGUCGACUUUACUCUGUAA
Messenger RNA from Rhagoletis zephyria (snowberry fruit fly), 810 nucleotides. NCBI's taxonomy places the organism in Eukaryota, Metazoa, Arthropoda, Insecta, Diptera, Tephritidae. The record is from RefSeq and is a predicted model, not a curated record.